Molecule: messenger RNA, 1958 nt
Organism: Olea europaea var. sylvestris
Lineage: Eukaryota; Viridiplantae; Streptophyta; Magnoliopsida; Lamiales; Oleaceae
Product: xylulose kinase
Exons: 9
Coding region: 311-1813 (500 amino acids)
Biological process (GO): xylulose metabolic process
Cellular component (GO): cytosol
Molecular function (GO): D-xylulokinase activity
Source: RefSeq, a predicted model, not a curated record
CUCAAACAAAUGUCGACCUCAAUUUCCAUUUCUCCAUGCUCGUUGCUCUUUCAUCCACCUUCCUCGCAAGAACAAAAAUUUUCGAAGUGAAGGGGAAUCGAAUGGUCACUGUUCAUGCCUUUAAUUCACACUGGUAUUUAACUGCACAGAUGAUUUUGUAAGUUAAUUUUAGUUAUAAUUGUCUAACGCUUCUCUCCAUUCAAGUUUAUGCUGGACUAAUCUUCUAUUAAUUUGGUUUGUUGGGAAUAAGGUUAGCUUCCUUUUGUUUUCAUUGAUAAGGAAACAGUUGACUGUAUUCGGUACUCCUAAUAUGCAUAAGAUAUUUGGAUUUGGUUUGUACAUGGAAAAAAUUGGUAGACCUGACUUUUUGUUUUUCUUUUUUCUUCACUAUCACAUGUCAGGAUAUUAUAAUUCGAGAAACCCUAUUUUCAAAGUUUUAGUGUAUAAAGUUAUUGGUAAACCGAAUCAAAGAAUGAAGGCUUUGCAGAACAAUAUAGUUAGAGCAGAGGUUGAUCUUGAAGUUGGGAAGAAACUGUAUCUUGGCAUGGACUUUGGUACUUCUGGAGCUCGGUAUGCUCUGAUAGACAAGGAAGGGAAUGUACGUGCUGAAGGAAAGAGAGAGUACCCUUUGCUUAUGAUCGAAGAAACAGUAGAUUGGUUGCAAUCCUGGAAAAUGACGCUAUUUGCACUUCUUAAAGAUAUUCCAGUUGGUCUUCGCUCAACGGUUGUGUCCAUUUCAAUUGAUGGAACUUCUGCAACCACUAUCAUUUUAGAUAGCAAAACGGGUGAAUCCUUAUGUAAACCUUUUCUAUAUAAUGAAAGUUGUGCCGAUGCUUUGCCAUCAGUGAAGUCGAUUGCUCCUGCUAACCACACUGUUUGCUCUGGAUCUUCUACACUUUGUAAACUUGUUUCUUGGUGGAACUCUGACAAUUCAACUAAGGAAUCAACAGUAUUGUUGCAUCAAGCUGACUGGUUAUUGUGGCUGCUUCAUGGCAAGCUUGGAGUGUCCGAUUAUAAUAAUGCUUUGAAGGUUGGCUAUGAUCCUGAAAUUGAGUCUUAUCCUCCUUGGCUGCUAUUGCAACCGUAUUCACGAGUUUUACCUUCUAUACAACCUCCGGGAACUGCUAUUGGUGCCUUGAAAGAAAGCAUCAGAACAGAGUAUGGUUUCCCAAAGGAUUGUAUUAUCUGCUCAGGAACCACUGAUAGUGUAGCAGCCUUUCUUGCAGCACGUGCUAGUCAACCUGGAAAAGCUGUCACAUCUCUGGGAUCGACUCUGGCUAUAAAACUAUUAAGCACCAGAAGAGUAGAAGAUGCACGUUUUGGAGUGUACAGCCACCGCCUUGAUGAUAAAUGGCUUGUUGGGGGUGCUUCAAACACAGGUGGAGCUGUUCUCAGGCAAAUCUUCACAGAUGAGCAGCUAGAGAAAUUAAGUGAACAGAUAAAUCCUGCAGAAGCCUCUCCUUUUGAUUAUUAUCCUCUGCAAGGUGUUGGAGAAAGAUUUCCUGUAGCAGACCCUAAAAUGGAACCAAGGUUGCAUCCUCGCCCAGCUAGUGAUGUUGAGUACUUGCAUGGUAUUCUAGAAUCCAUUGCUCGUAUCGAGGCAAAGGGUUACAGCUUACUGAAGGAUUUAGGAUCUACACCAGUUGAAGAAGUUUUCACAGCUGGUGGCGGGUCGAAAAAUGAGAAAUGGAUCAAGAUCCGAGAGAGAGUGCUGGGUCUGCCUGUGAGCAAAGCACUUCAAACAGAAGCUGCCUAUGGAGCUGCAUUAUUAGCAAUGAAGGGUGCGUCAGAGCACAAAGAUGGCUCUCUUUGAAAUCAUGUUCACAAUAAAUAUUCAAAUUUUUCUUGGAAAACUGUAGUUAUUAAAUAAUGUAACAAUACGUAUUAACUAAUUGGUGUACUAUUAUUUUUUAGAUAUGGUGCAUGUGACGCACAAUUUGUAGAAUAUUGGACCAGUA